AUGUUUGGAGGAUUCGCACCACCACAACUCUCGGACAAGGAGCUCAGGGCUGCCGAGGCCGAGGCCACUUUCACCGUUCAGCGGGCACUAGCAGCAGCCGUGGCGCUUUAUCUCUCACCCUUCGCCGUCGACGCCAUCUGGAAGAUCCUCUAA
Molecule: messenger RNA, 153 nt
Organism: Phialemonium atrogriseum
Lineage: Eukaryota; Fungi; Ascomycota; Sordariomycetes; Cephalothecales; Cephalothecaceae
Product: mitochondrial outer membrane translocase complex, subunit Tom5
Exons: 3
Coding region: 1-153 (50 amino acids)
Source: RefSeq, a predicted model, not a curated record